This is a messenger RNA of Malania oleifera, 2396 nucleotides long. Its product is annotated as coilin. Lineage: Eukaryota; Viridiplantae; Streptophyta; Magnoliopsida; Santalales; Ximeniaceae. Gene Ontology annotation, cellular component: Cajal body. Gene Ontology annotation, molecular function: U1 snRNA binding; U2 snRNA binding. The coding region runs from base 157 to 2148 and encodes 663 amino acids. Gene Ontology annotation, biological process: spliceosomal snRNP assembly. The record is from RefSeq and is a predicted model, not a curated record. The transcript is spliced from 13 exons.
AUAUUUGCAUUUUGGCCAAUAUUACCACUUUAAUUUAUGAGAAGUUUUGGAAUAGUAGAAUGGUUUCCGGUGCUUGGGUUACUCCAUCGCUCCCUGUCUGGCAUCAAGGGUUUAAGAGAGCCGAAAAGCUAACUGCCUCUCUCUCUCUCUCUGUGGAUGAUGGAGGACGCAGUGAGGCUUCGAGUGGUGUUCGAGGAUCGUCAUAUGCUGAGCAAGUCGCAGAAGCUGGGGGGACUGAAGCGAAGCUGGUUUCUCCUUCAAUCCCAACACUAUGACACCAUUUCCGAUUUCGCUUCCCACCUUCUUCACGUUUUUGACCUCCAUGACUCUUGCCCUAAUGGCCUCCUCCUCUCUAUGGACGGCUUUAUUUUCCCACCUUUUGAGUCGACUUGUAUACUAAAAGAUAAAGAUGUUGUCUGUGUGAAAAGGAAGCGGGGCACAUUGUCUGAUAUUAGCAAGACAGCUCAUGGGUCUAGCUCUUUUGAGGAAGAUGAAAUUGUGGAGAAGCAACCUGUGCUUACUGACACGAAGCUUCUAGCGAACGAGGAGUUUGAGAAGCAGAGUGGAGGGUACCAAAGUGAACCGGAUGAAGAUGAAUGUGAGGGUCCAGGGCAGACGUCCCCUCUGGAAAAUGCAUUGGUUGGAAAUAGAAAUUCCAAGAAAAGAAAAGCACCAAAGAAACUUGAAAGCUCAAAGAGGAAGAAAAUAUGUCAUGUACUUCCUGAAGAUGCUGGAAAGGAUCUCCACAUAGAGCCAAUUGGUCAUCAUGAUGAAGUCCUUCCCAGGAAGAGUCCACGAAAGACACGGAAGUCAUCUAUUGUAAAGGGAAAAACAGAUGCAGUGAGCAUACCUGAAAUUGCCAGAAACAGUAUUGAGUGUAUGCCUAGUCUGAAGAUGUCCGGAGAGAUCCAAGAAAAUGCCAUGCAGUGUGUGGACGUAUCCAAUGUAACUGAUGGUAUUAAAAAGGUCCCUAGUAGAAGUGCUCGACGUAAGAAGGCCAAGAGGAAAUGGUUGCGAGAACGGGCUAUAGUUGAAAAGAAAGACGUAUGCCAAGGAAAUGAGGAUCCUAGAAUUCCUAUGGAACAUCAACAUCAGGAUCAAAAUAAUGAAAUGGAAAAUGAUGUUGUUGAAUAUCAGCAUCAGGAUCAAAAUAGUGAUGUGGAAGAUGAUGUUGUUCCUGUAGUGAUUAGGCCGGGACAUAUUCGCUUUGAGCCUUUGGGGAAAGAGCAGGUUGCCCAGCAAAAUCAAGUUCCAGCGGAAACCUUUUGCUGGAAUGGAAUCACCAGCAAGAAAAAGGGUCAGAAAUGGGGCAGAGAGAAGUUCUCAUCAUGUGGAAGGAAUGGUUAUGCAGAUUUCGGCCAAGAGCAUCCAGAUGUGCUGGCCUAUGAAGAAGAGACACCAAUACGUGAUCCCAGCAUCGUAGAUUUUGAUAAGCUUCCCCCCCUGGUUUCCAUGCCUAAGGAAGGUGAUAUUCUGGCAUAUCGUCUGAUAGAGCUGUCAUCAUCCUGGACCCCUGAGCUUUCUUCCUUCCGGGUUGGAGAGGUAUCGUCCUAUGACACAGACUGCAAUAAGAUCAUACUGCUACCAGUCCCAGAAUAUCCUAUUGUUUCUGAGAACUUAGAUGAAGAUGGAUCUGCACUGCCUCCAGAUACCUCCCUUUACAGGGAAGAUGGAACAUUGGAGAUAGACUUUAGAUCCCUUGUUGAUAUUCGAAUUGUCAACUCGCAUCCUGUAAAAGCAGUUGCUGGAAAAGUCAAUGGAGCUACUGCAGGCAACCAAGAAGCUGCAUCAGGUGCUGCACCCAGUGUUGAAAACAAAGAAACGCAUACUCCUAGUACAGGUACAUACAUUAGUAGUUCUUUUAGAGUUGCUGAUAAAGUCAAUGGAGCUCCUGUGGGAAAUCAAGAAGCUACAUCAGAUGUCACACCCAAAGUUGACAAUAAAGAAACCUGUACUCCUUGUACAGAAAAUGGAGAAGCAAGUACUUGGGAUGAAAUCAGCGAGGCUUUAAGGGAAAAGAAGGCACAGCUUUCUCAGGGAGAUGGACAUAAGGAGAGUUCAGGAAGGCGCCCCGGGUCAUACAGAGCAUUGAGAAGCAGCGCACUAGGCCCAACAAUGGCACUUUUGAGAGCAAAAAAUGACUUGUAAUGACUGCUUGAACUAGCACGAGGGCACUUCCCGUUAAUGGCUUCCUUCAGUGUUCCAUAUCCCCUAAUGUGUUCCAUGGUUUAACCUUGGAUCCGAAAUUUAAUCUUCAGAGCAAAUUGCCACUUUGGGAUGAGCUUAUUUAAAAGAUAGCCUUUGAAAGUUACCUUCCAUGCCAAAAAGGUUUUUGAAAAAACUGUUUGUAAGUUAAUAUUGACAAGAUGAAACAAGAUGUUGAUCAUUUGCCUUCC